AUGGGUGGUGUUGUAAGUGCUGCUCCUUCCAAUUCCUCAUCAAAGUCAUCAGGCAAAACGCUCACUGGCUAUUUCCCUAAUUGGUUAUAUGCUCGUUGGCCUGUCAGCAACAUUGAUUUCUCGAAGUACACCCACAUCAACUAUGCAUUCGCCAUCAUGAUCAAGGGAAGCACACCCGAAUGGACCGAUCCUCAGCAAGUCGAAACACAGCUCCCUGAAUUAGUCAAAGCUGCUCAUGCUAAAGAUGCCAAGGUUCUCAUCUCUGUUGGUGGUUGGAGUGGAUGUCUCACCUUUAGUUCCAUGGUUGGGGAUUCAUCCAAGCGAUCCGAAUUCAUCAAAUGGAGCACUGAUCAAAUCGACAAAUAUGACAUUGAUGGCAUUGAUAUCGAUUGGGAGUACCCUGGUCGUCAAGGUGCUGGUUGUAAUGAGGUCGACAAGGCAAAUGACGCAAAGAACCUUUUGACACUUCUUCAAGAACUUCGAUCGGCCAUUGAUAAAAAGUACAAGAACAAGGAGCUUACAGCAGCAGUGCAUGUGCGUACUUUUGACACAUCUUCUGGUAACAUGAAGGAUGUAUCCGCUUUUGGCAAAGUUUUGGAUCGCGUCAACAUCAUGGCUUAUGACAUCAAUGGCGCCUUCAAUUCCACUUCGGGUCCCAAUGCUCCUUUCAACUUUGAACCUGGUUUGGGAUAUGAUGAUAGCUAUGUGUCCUCGAUUGAAACUUGGAUCAAGGCUGGUGUUCCUGCAAGCAAGAUUUCCCCUGGUUUGGCAUUCUAUGGCCGUUCUACGACUUCCACUGUUGACAUGAGCAAGACAAACCAAUACCAACCCCAGGUCAAGGGUAAGCCUCCAAAAGGUGAUUCACUUGAUGCCUAUUGGCAAGAUCCCAAUUGCCCCAAGGAUCCUGGUGGUAUGUCUGGUAUUUGGCGUUAUGGUAAUUUGCGAUCGGAAGGCGUCUUGACAGCUCCCGACAAGGCUGCUUCCCCAUGGAUCCGACAAUGGGACAAGGUUACUCAAACACCAUGGCUCUUCAACCCCAAAGACAAGACCUUCAUUUCAUACGAUGAUCCCCAAUCCAUUUCCAUCAAGGUUGAUUAUGCACUUUGCAAGGACCUGGGUGGUGUCAUGGUAUUUUCUGUGGAUGAAGAUUCAUCCAACAAUGAACUUCUCAAUGAAGCCUACAAGAUCCGCACAGGAUCCAACUCAUCAUCCAAAAGCUGCAAAUCCAAGUAG
Lichtheimia ornata is the source of this 1233-nucleotide messenger RNA. RefSeq lists its product as uncharacterized. The coding region runs from base 1 to 1233 and encodes 410 amino acids. The record is from RefSeq and is a predicted model, not a curated record. Lineage: Eukaryota; Fungi; Mucoromycota; Mucoromycetes; Mucorales; Lichtheimiaceae. The transcript has 9 exons. Gene Ontology annotation, biological process: chitin catabolic process; carbohydrate metabolic process. Gene Ontology annotation, molecular function: chitin binding; chitinase activity. Gene Ontology annotation, cellular component: extracellular region.